AUGAUUUCAGUUGACACUGCCCUCUCAUUUGCCUUCAUCCCUCAGAGAAAUGGGUCUCUACAAGCACAGAGAUCAAGUCCCCACCUUUCCCCCUCGUCGUUGUCUCUGCUGGCUCGUAGUUGUUCUUUUCAAUGCCAGCCCAACGGCAAAGAACCCAGAGGCCGCUUCACUCGCUCCUCUUUUAGGCCCGAGACCGCGGUCUCCUUUCUUCUCCUGUACCAUUGCCUGCUGCUGCUGCUGCUGCUGCUGUGUCCACAUGAGACCCCCGGCAUGAAAUGGCCGGCUUCAGCCAGCCAAGCUGUCGGAGCCCAGGCCCCCGUUCAAGGGGUCGUUUGGGCUGGUGGGGUCUCUAUGGGUGGGUCGGUCAAGGGGGCUGUAUGCUUGUCAGUGCCUGUAUUUUUGUCUGUCUGCGAGACUGGGCCAGCCAACGGGGCUCCCAUGGGGGAGACGAGGAGAACAGAUGCAGGCAUCUGCGGGGUGGGCUAA
This is a messenger RNA of Protopolystoma xenopodis, 486 nucleotides long. NCBI's taxonomy places the organism in Eukaryota, Metazoa, Platyhelminthes, Monogenea, Polystomatidea, Polystomatidae. The record is from the annotation of a GenBank genome assembly.